Messenger RNA from Mollisia scopiformis, 735 nucleotides. RefSeq lists its product as uncharacterized. NCBI's taxonomy places the organism in Eukaryota, Fungi, Ascomycota, Leotiomycetes, Helotiales, Mollisiaceae. The coding region runs from base 1 to 735 and encodes 244 amino acids. The transcript has a single exon. The record is from RefSeq and is a predicted model, not a curated record.
AUGGCCAAUAUGCAGCGACCAGUUCGGCAGCGCGGUGAGCUCUUCCGCCAGCGAGGCAUCUUCUUGCCAUCAAUAUCGACAACAGCGCCAAUCAAGCGUCAUCAACACAUCUCUCAACAACUCGAAUAUUCACAAGACGAACGUCAACAAAACGAAGCCCAACAAGUAGCUCAAGAAACAAGACGAAGAUCAAAUCACACAUCCAACGAACUCACGAUGUCGGUACCCGAGUCGCGAGCUUCAAGCCUGGAACAAUACCAGGAGUUUUUCAACAAUCGCCUGCUGAGGCAAUGUCUGGACCCAAGAUACUUUGUUCCUGGGCCCUUUCUAAGGGAACUGGACGAUAACGACCCAUACGAAUGUACGGGAGAGGCUUUGUACAAGAAGUUGUUCAAAGAAACCCGCUACAAAGUUUCGUACUUUGAGAAGGGUGGCAGGCGCCCGGCCCAGGUCACAGAGUUCUGGGAUGGAGUCAGAGAAUCUCUCCAGGAUGGUGAUUCUGAGCAGUACCAAGAUUGGCCUCCAGAGGACGAAGAGCUUGUUCCAACAGAGCAAGCCAGAAAGCAUAAGUAUAAAGUUACGGCCAAAGGACCGACAAGGUGGAAGCCAAAUGUCAGGGAAGAUUGGAAGAAGAAUGCCGAAUAUAUGAAAUAUGUGAGAGGUUAUUUGAUGGAGAAGAAGAGAAGCGGGAUAUUAGGUCUGGACGCACGGACCACUCUGGGGCCCAUGCUGUAA